ACAGUAGAGAAAAGCCCUGAUUUUGUUCACUUGGAUCCUUCUCGCGAGGUUUAUGGAAGCUCAUCUUCGAUUUUUCCUCGCUUUCUCGUGCUUUUCGCUUCUCCUGAUCUCUGGAUUUGCAUCGGUUCCAUCGAGGGAUUCGUUGGGCAUAGCUCCCCAAGAUGAGCUUUAUUACAAAUCCGAUGUGAUUAAGUGUAAGGAUGGAUCGAAGAAGUUCAGCAAAGAUCAGUUGAAUGAUGAGUUUUGUGACUGUCCUGAUGGAACUGAUGAACCUGGAACUUCGGCGUGCCCAGAAGGGAAGUUUUAUUGCCGUAAUGUAGGUCAUGUCCCUCUUUCAAUUUACUCUUCCAGAGUAAAUGAUGGCAUUUGCGAUUGCUGUGAUGGAAGUGAUGAGUAUAAGAGUAAUGUGAAAUGCCGUAAUACGUGCUGGGAGGCUGGGAAAGCAGCUAGAGAAAGGUUGAGGAAAAGGAUAUCAACAUAUCAAGAUGGAGUAACUAUACGGAAGACAGAGGUAGAAAAGGCAAAACAAGCAUUUGCUAAAGAUGAAGCAGAGUUGGCAAAUCUAAAAGCUGAAGAGAAAAUACUCAAAGGACUAGUUCAGAAGCUUAAAGAGCAUAAAGAGCAGAUAGAGAAGGUUGAGGAGGAAGUGCGUCAAAAAAAGGAGGAAGAAAAGAAAUUGCAGGAAGAGGCUAGGAAAGCUAAUGAGAAAGAGGUAUAUCAUGAGGAACCUUCACAUGGUAAUAUUGAGGCCCCUCCUGAUGGUUUAUCAGAAUCACCAAAACAGGAUGACCAACAGCAUUAUCAUGAUACUUCAUCGGAAACUGAAUCCGAUCAAAGUGUUGGAACUGAGAUAUCAGACAAUCAUGAAGUGGAGCAGCAUGAGGAAGAAACUUACAAUGAUAAGCGUGGAAAUGUUGAUGAUGAUAAUAUUGGUGAAGCAUCCUCCUCUAAUGUGUUUGAGCAUAUAGAAGAUCAGCAUGACCCACUAACAGAAACCAAAACUACUGCUGAAACUGAAACCAAGGAGGGUUCCCCGGAUCAGGUGCAAGAAGUUUCUCCUGAUACUGAGAAGCUAUCAAGAGAAGAGUUGGGCCGUCUUGUGGCUUCCCGAUGGACUGGUGAAAAUACAGCAGAGAACAAAAAUGAUGUAGAUAAUAAUGUUAAAGAAGACCUUAAUCAUAAUCAAGAUGACUCAGAUCAUGAUGAUGUGCAAGAUGAAUAUAAUAAGGGCUAUACUUCAGAAAUUGAAGAUAACAAGUAUGCUGAUGGUGACGAAUUUAAUGGUUCAGAUGAUGAAUAUGAAGAUGAUCAUAUUGAUCCUACUGAGUCUUACAACCCUGAUGAUUUUGAUGAGAAAGAAGAUUUUUCAGAUUUGACUAUAUCAACUACCCCAUCUUGGCUGGACAAGGUUCGGCAAACUUUCAGAAAGGUUAUACAAGCAUUUAAAUUUUUCCAGACUCAGGUGGAUAUAUCAGAGGGUGCUCGUAUUCGGAAAGAGUAUGAUGAAUCAAGCUCAAGACUAUCCAAAAUACAAUCAAGAAUAUCCAGUCUCACUGAAAAGCUUAAGCAUGACUUUGGCAAGGAGAAGGAAUUUUAUUCGUUCUAUGGCCAGUGCUUUGAGAACAAGGAAAACAAGUAUACAUACAAAGUCUGCCCAUUCAAGCAAGCUACCCAGGUUGAAGGCCAUAGUACUACUCGCUUGGGGAACUGGGACAAAUUUGAGGAGUCAUACAGGAUCAUGCAGUUCACUUACGGAGAUAAAUGCUGGAACGGCCCUGACAGAAGUUUAACGGUUAGACUUCGGUGUGGAUUGAAGAACGAGUUAACUGAUGUCGAUGAACCAAGCCGAUGCGAAUACUCCGCUCUGCUUUCAACUCCUGCACUAUGCGUCGAAGAAAAACUAAAGGAACUGCAGCAAAAACUAGAACUACUUAACUCGAGCCAACCACCCAACCACGACGAACUGUAAAACCAUCUAAAUCACAUUCUCGACGGACUUUAAAAAUGUUCGAGGCAUCGACAUGCGGGCUAUUUAAAGAGAGAAAAAUCGGCAAAAUGACAUCGUGAUAUAUUCUAAUGAUCUUUUUUUGGCCCUGUGCUCCUAUUGUAACACUUUGAGAGCUGAUUCAGAAUGAGCAUUUCUCAGGUAACAACAAUAUUUGUUUAUCUGAGCUCAUCUUUCCAGUGUACUUUUAUUACUUGCAAAAUUUAUCAGUACUCUUCUGGUAAUAUUACCAGGAAAGAGUAAUGCAUUAGUUUAAUGUAAUGUUCCAGAUUUGAAAAAUUUAUUUUAAUACUGAAAUUUUCCUGACACUCUGACAAAAACUGGUUGAUAUA
Molecule: messenger RNA, 2337 nt
Organism: Dioscorea cayenensis subsp. rotundata (Guinea yam)
Lineage: Eukaryota; Viridiplantae; Streptophyta; Magnoliopsida; Dioscoreales; Dioscoreaceae
Product: glucosidase 2 subunit beta-like
Exons: 17
Coding region: 53-1969 (638 amino acids)
Biological process (GO): N-glycan processing
Cellular component (GO): glucosidase II complex
Molecular function (GO): protein binding
Source: RefSeq, a predicted model, not a curated record